This is a messenger RNA of Pistacia vera, 1294 nucleotides long. RefSeq names its product adenylate kinase 4-like. Gene Ontology annotation, cellular component: cytoplasm; mitochondrion. Lineage: Eukaryota; Viridiplantae; Streptophyta; Magnoliopsida; Sapindales; Anacardiaceae. Gene Ontology annotation, biological process: nucleobase-containing compound metabolic process. The record is from RefSeq and is a predicted model, not a curated record. Gene Ontology annotation, molecular function: ATP binding; AMP kinase activity. The coding region runs from base 170 to 907 and encodes 245 amino acids. The transcript has 6 exons.
UGAAGUACCUUCACCAACUCUAAAACCUUACCAAUAUUAAGAUAAAUUCUCAAUACCAACCCCCCCUGCUCUGCGUAAAUCUCUCUAUUCAAUAUUUGCACACUUGGGUUGAGCCUAAACGCAGAAAUAAAGACACUGUAAUAACAGACAGAAAGAGAGCUGAGGAGCAAUGGCAUGUUCUUCAGUGGCGUUGGAGGAUGUGCCUUCGGUUGAUAUAAUGACGGAGCUCCUUCGCCGCUUCAAGUGUUCUUCGAAGCCUGACAAGCGUCUCGUUCUCAUCGGUCCACCUGGAUCUGGAAAGGGAACACAAUCACCAAUAAUAAAGGAUGAUUAUUGUUUGUGCCAUUUGGCCACUGGUGAUAUGCUUAGAGCUGCAGUUGCUGCAAAAACCCCGCUUGGGAUUAAGGCCAAAGAAGCUAUGGACAAGGGAGAACUUGUGUCUGAUGAUUUGGUUGUUGGGAUUAUUGAUGAAGCAAUGAAGAAGCCUUCAUGUCAAAAAGGUUUUAUUCUAGAUGGGUUUCCAAGGACCGUGGUUCAAGCAGAAAAACUGGAUGAGAUGCUCAAAAAUCAGGGCAGCAAAAUUGAAAAAGUUCUCAACUUUGCAAUUGAUGAUUCCAUAUUGGAGGAGAGGAUCACUGGUCGUUGGAUUCACCCUUCAAGCGGUCGGACCUAUCACACUAAGUUUGCACCUCCCAAAGUCCCCGGUGUUGAUGAUGUCACAGGAGACCCUCUAAUUCAGCGUAAAGAUGAUACCCCGCAAGUUCUCAAGUCAAGGCUGGAGGCAUUUCACAAGCAGACCGAACCGGUUAUUGACUAUUAUACCAAGAAAGGUGUUCUUGCUGAAUUACAUGCCGAGAAACCACCAAAAGAAGUCACUGUUGAGGUUCAGAAGGCUCUAUCAUCUUAGGAGUGUUUUUCUUUCCCUUUUCUUUGUUAUAUGCCCCUAUUUAAUCCGAUACUCUUAUCGGAUCGGCUGGUCAAUGGUUUUCAAACGCAUCUUUCUUGACACACUAUGAGCUCUCGAUUAACUUUUGAGUUCCUAGGUGUUUCAUUCUCCAGGAAAUAAUAGUUUGCCAUGAAAUGAUAUUUUGCAUGUCAUCAUGGCUGCAUUUUCAAGUACAUAAGAAUGGAUUUUAAAAUAUUCAACUUAUUUCUUUAUAGCCUCAUCGCUUAUAUCCACUAAACUUCUUCUCACGUGAUAAGAGAGUUGGUAAAUAUAAAGGUGUAGGUUGAUUGUAUCGCAAUAAUUGGUUUGCUUUAUUACGUGGGCAUCCAACAUACCAGCCGGAUGAUU